Molecule: messenger RNA, 2919 nt
Organism: Elgaria multicarinata webbii
Lineage: Eukaryota; Metazoa; Chordata; Lepidosauria; Squamata; Anguidae
Gene: PTPRH
Product: protein tyrosine phosphatase receptor type H
Exons: 18
Coding region: 1-2919 (972 amino acids)
Biological process (GO): peptidyl-tyrosine dephosphorylation involved in inactivation of protein kinase activity
Cellular component (GO): signaling receptor complex
Molecular function (GO): protein tyrosine phosphatase activity; protein binding
Source: RefSeq, a predicted model, not a curated record
AUGCCCAUUGACCAGCCCUACUGGGAAUUCGAAAAGCCUAAAAUCCACCCAUCUUUCAGCUUCUACCUUCCCCUUACCAGGUGCUGCUGCUGCUGCUGCUGCUGUUGCUUCAGCCUGGCCAACAUGGUUUCAGCCAGAACCAGCCAGCCUUCCGAAGGAGCCGUCCAAGGUGCGGCCUUCAGUAACUCCCUGAGAGUUCUGACUGAAACCGGAGCCAGGUUCACGGCCUCGCUGACAUGGCAGCCACCGGCCUCCACUGGGUCGCGCCUUCACAUUGUGUUUGUGAUUUUACCUUGUGGCAUCUUGGCAGCCCCAGUGGAAAACGUGCUGCUGCUUGAUUGCUCCAAAGAUCCCAGGGCAGUCGAAGAAACCUUCGCCAUCCUGCGCUGCCCGGCAAACGUCACUGGACCGGAAAUGAUGGUGCAGGAUCUGGGCUGCUUCGGCCUCAAGGCCGAAUUCGCCCCUCAGUGCAAAUUCAACAUGUCUGUGAAAGCAAACUGCACCUCCCUGCGCAACUGCACCACAUCCACGUGCAAAACCCCGAGUCCCGUGGGGAACCUUACCUUAGGGGAGCGGACCAACAGUUCUGUAGUUCUACACUGGCAAAACCCAGUUGACUGCUGCUCCAUGGCCUCUGAAGGCAACUUUAUAAAUUGCACGGCCUACAUCUCAGGGCUGUUGGCUGGGCAGGACUACGCCAUGACAGUAUACACAACACUGGACGGAAGACUUUGCAAGGGGACAUCCACCAACAUGACCACCAUGCCUUCUCCGGUCCUGAAUGUCACGAUAGAGAAUCGCACCGUGGAUUCGCUGAGGGUUCGGUGGGCACAACCCAGUGACCAUGGCGCAGACUCCUACCGCUACAAGGUCUGCGUGGCGUCCUGCAACGAUACUUUCAAAAGCCCACUCUGGGUGACAGGACUGGAGGCUGGAGUGGCAUACAGCGUUGUGGUCUACGCCGUCACCGUCACCGACAUCUGCAGUCCUGGGACAGCCAUAACUGCCGCCACAGUUCCAAGACAGCCCAGGAACAUAAGGGUGACAAGUUACAGCACCCACAACCUCUCCAUUUCCUGGGAUCCUCCUGCAGACCGCAAUAGUUCGCAAUAUUUGUACUGGGUGAGCUGGUUCAGCGAAAAUGCCACAGAUCCCUUGUGGAACGGGAGCACGUGUGGCACCAACCACGCCAUUGAUAAUCUCCAAGCGGGAAACCUAUACCAGGUGAAAUUGGCCUCCGAGAUCAACGGUAUUAAGAGCAAAGAAGCCAUAAAGUGGACUCUGACAGCCCCCUUCCCCCCUACUAAUUUUAGAGUCAAAAACACCACCCAGACUACAGCUGAGUUAGCCUGGGAGACCCUGAGCUCGGAUCUCAGAGGCUUUAAGCUCCAGUGGAAGAAUUUGACCGAGUCCAAAGAACAUGACCUGCAUCUGGACCACCCUUCAACAAGAACAGCUCUUUUGAGCGGCCUUACUCCGAGCACCAACUACACCUUCACCAUUUCGAGCGUGGCGGAAAAGAGAGACCUGAUGACUUACAGCAUCGGCGUCCAGCGAAAAGGGGUCACAAAGCCGGAGUACGUAAGAGAUGUGAAAUGCCAGGCCCUGCGAGGGGGCCACAGCCUGGAGUUGUCCUGGAUAUGCCCGUCUCGUGAGAUCAGCGGGCUCAAGGUCCUUGUGUCAGGCAAGGUUUGGGGACAUUGGCCAAGCUGCAAAGAGUCAAUGGUGAUUCGUGAACUGCAACCGGCCACGCGUUACUGGAUUGAAGUGGAGACCUGCUGGUACAACCAGCACGUAUCUCAAAGUUUGUGUUGCCCCACCGACAGUGCAGGGAUCAUAGGUGGAUCUCUGUUUGCUGGGCUGAUUCUCUUAGUCAUCCUGGGCCUGCUGCUAUUCUAUUUCAUGAGACAGCGGAAGCCAACGGAUGUCCUAGAGAAGCAGAAACCAGACAUGGGGCUACCGCCAGGAGGCCUGGAAUCCGUGUCUGUGCUGGCUUUCUCGGGUUACUGCUGUGAGCACUUCUCGGAUAGCGGCUUUGGUUUCGCCAUGGAGUACCAGCAGCUGCAGGACAUGGGGAUCCGGCAGCCCCAGAGUGUGGCAGAGGAGCCUGAAAAUCGAGCGAAGAAUCGCUACAGCAAUGUUCUGCCCUAUGACCACUCACGAGUCCAGCUCUCCCCCAGGCCUGGAGAUCCCAGCUCAGAUUACAUCAACGCCAGCUAUAUGCCUGGCUACGAGAGGGAAAAGGAGUUCAUAGCUGCCCAAGGCCCUCUGCCUGGGACAGUAUAUGACUUCUGGCGCAUGAUAUGGGAGCAGCAGGUCGUGACCUUGGUCAUGCUCACCAACUGCAUAGAGAAUGGACGGGUGAAAUGUGAACGCUAUUGGCCCCUGGACUACAUCCCUUGCACCUAUGGUGACAUUACCGUAUCCGUCGUCACAGAAACCAUCCUCUCCGACUGGACCAUCCGGGACUUCAGCAUCAAGCGGGUGAACGUAUCCGAGACCCGUCUCGCAAGGCACUACCACUACACAUCAUGGCCUGACCACGGUGUGCCCCAUGUCACGAGCACCAUCCUUCACUUCCGAGACCUGGUGAGGGAGCACAUAGAGCAGCACAACGGCAGCGGUCCGACUCUAGUACACUGCAGCGCUGGCGUGGGCCGGACAGGGACGUUCAUUGCCCUCGAUUCCUUGCUGCGCCAGGCCUGGGACAAGGGAGAGAUUGGUGGCUUUUCAUUUGUCCAGAGGCUGAGGGCAAACCGCCCACUCAUGAUUCAGAAUGAGUCUCAGUACAUCUUCCUGCAUCGGUGCCUCCUGGACGGAAUCCAGCCUGCAAUACAGAACGACAGCGAAGAGGCGGAAUACACUGCUGUGUACGAAAACACCUUGGCUCUCCAGGACUGCGAGGUGACGCGCAUGUGA